GCUGGUGGCCGCGGCGCAGUCACACGCAGUGAAAGGCAUGAGAAAGUGAGCAAGGCUUCAUGUAGGGGACGUCAAAAAGGACCGAGAAGUGUUUUAUUGUUCUUAAAGAGUGGCACACCAAAGAUUUACACGACACUCUGCCAAAAUGCUCUGCCACGUUACUCGUCCGGAUUCGGUGGUGAUGGAAGUGGAAGUUGAUGCGAAGGCGAACGGUGAAGACUGUCUAAAUAAGGUUUGCAGGCGGCUGGGCAUCAUUGAGGUGGACUACUUUGGGCUGCAGUUCACGGGCGGCAAAGGGGAGAACCUGUGGCUGAACCUGAGGAACCGCAUCUGCCAGCAGAUGGAUAACGUGGCGCCGUGUCGACUGAGGCUGCGGGUCAAGUUCUUUGUGGAGCCGCAUCUUAUUCUGCAGGAACAGACCAGACACGUCUUCUUCAUGCACGUGAAGGAGGACCUCCACCACGGUCACCUGCGGAUGGGCUCCGAGCAGGCGGAGGAGCUGAGCGCGCUGCUGGCCCAGGCCGAGUUCGGCGACUACAACCAGAACACGGCCCAGUACUGGUACUCGGAGCUGUGUGGAGAGGAGCCCAGCACCGCCACCAUCAACAGCAUCAUAUCCAGGCACAAGGCUCUGGAAGGUGUGAGUCAGGGCUCGGUGGAGUAUCAGGCCCUGCAGCUGAUCUCCUCCCUGGAGCAUUACGGCGUUGAGUGGCACUGGGCCCGCGACGCCGGCGCUCAGCGCAUGGCCAUAGGGGUGGGCCCCGAGGGCAUCGCCGUGUGCAGGGAGGACUUCAGCCUAGUCAACAGAAUAAGCUAUCCCCUCAUCCAGAUUGCCACCCAGUCUGGGAAGAGCGUGUACCUGACCGUUACCAAGGACACCAACGACACCGUGGUUCUCUUGUUCAAGCUGAUCAGCAACCGGGCAGCCAGCGGGCUGUACCGAGCCAUCACCGAGACGCACGCCUUCUACAGGUGUGACACCGUCACCAACGCAGUAAUGAUGCAGUACAGUCGGGACUUCAAAGGUCACCUGGCCUCGCUGUUCCUCAACGAAAACAUCAACCUGGGCAAGAAGUACGUCUUCGACAUCCGCCGCACCUCCAAGGAGGUGUACGACCACGCCCGCCGCGCGCUCUACAACUCCGGCGUGGUGGACCUGGUGUCGCGCUCCCCCUCCGGCGGCGGCACCGUGCACUCCUCCCCCUCGCACUCCCCCACCAGAGGCACCCGGCGGGACGGGGGCCCGGACUGCGGCGGCUGCGAGCAGAGCCGGGCCCUGCAGGAGCGGCUGCGCGAGGCUCUGCUGUGCAUGCUGUGCUGCGAGGAGGAGAUCGACGCCGCCUUCUGCCCCUGCGGCCACAUGGUGUGCUGUCAGACCUGCGCCAACCAGCUCCAGCUGUGUCCUGUGUGUCGGUCGGAGGUGGAGCAUGUGCAGCACGUCUACCUGCCCACGUGCACCAGCCUGCUGAACCUGACGCUGACCGACAACCACCAGCACCGCAGCAGCGCGCCGGCGCCCAUCCGCAGAGACACAGCGUCGCCCGACACCUGCUCCACCACAGAGUACGAGCACAAGAUCUACCAGACUUAAAGGCGACUCCAGUGAAACCCCAAAACUCCCAGUUUAUGGUUUAAUGAAGGAGGAACGUCUUUCAUCGGUCUCCAUGAACUAUCGAAACCUGCAGGAACUCCUGAGCAUAAGCAAAGACAGACUCAUUCAAACCACUCCCUCACCUGCUGUUGUUAUUUUCCAUUGCACCACUGGUAUUAUUUUUUUUAACACUAUUUCCCAUUACAUCGUGAUUUUAGAUGAGACUUUUUUGUCCCUAAUUAAAUUAUUGCAUCAGUUGAUCUGACGCAUAUUAAAUCAUUUUUAUUAGAUUUUUGCUUUUGCAUCUAUUUUAUUAUUUAACUCUCGUUUGCUUCAUAUCAGACUCCCAGAAGUCCCAGAACUGUACAGUGGGCUGUGUCUUAGAAAAGGUAACGGCUAAUUAUUUUACGUUUUUGUUUGUUUUAAUGCUUCCUGACAUUUUGAAAUGUAUAAUUGUUUAAUCCGAGGGUCGAACGUUUCGGUUUUAAAUAUUUUAUUUCUGGCGUUCCGCGCUUUCACUGCCAAUGAGACGCGUUUAGCGGCUAAGCAGCACUGCUCCGGGCCCAGCGCUGCAUACUAAUGCCACACAGCAGGUAGUAAAACCACCAUGGCCUUGUUUGUGUAAUCUCUGGGUCAGCCGGGGGUUUUGAAGAUUCUUUCAGCUCACUACAACUGUUUCUUGCGUGACACUCCCUCACUUGAAACACGUCAUUAACAGCCAGUUUGUCCAAAAAGUCUAUAUUCAGAGACUGUUGCACCUUUAACGUAUUCUAUGCCAACAGAAAGUAGAUGAGAGCAGUAAAUGCUCUUGGUAGAAACACGAUCCUAAAUAUUAGCAGGAAAAGUGUCCAGCAGCUGCUGCUUCCUCUGAAAUCCUUUCUGUAGCUACUGUAUAAAAGUCUUCUCUGGGGUGAACUAGUUAGUUCCUUUGAUAUUAAAGGGUACUAGGAGAUCCGUUUGUGCAAUACUUGCGUGCUUUUUGAAAAGCUUUCAUUUUCUUGUAUUUAAUUUUAAAGGCUAUAUUUAAACAUUGUCACUUUACCAAGGAUGUUUUCCAUGUUUCUUUAGGGGACUGGCCUUAAUGUAGCAGCAACACCUUGUUUGUAAUUUCUGCAGACAUUUUUUUUUCUGCUAAGAAAAGGAAAACUUUUAAAACGCUGACUUGAUUAAACUCAGUCACCGCAGGGGAAGGACUUUAAUUUUCACAUUUUACAAGUAGUGAUUUGUUUCUGUUUUCUGAAGCAAAGGCCACUAUGCUCUGUAAAGUAACUUAGAAUGAGAUUCUUUUUAUAUAUUCUGCUUUUAACAAAGUAUUAAUAAAGAUGUUUUUAAAAAAUGA
Molecule: messenger RNA, 2930 nt
Organism: Betta splendens (Siamese fighting fish)
Lineage: Eukaryota; Metazoa; Chordata; Actinopteri; Anabantiformes; Osphronemidae
Gene: mylipa
Product: myosin regulatory light chain interacting protein a
Exons: 7
Coding region: 146-1591 (481 amino acids)
Biological process (GO): ubiquitin-dependent protein catabolic process
Cellular component (GO): cytoskeleton
Molecular function (GO): ubiquitin-protein transferase activity
Source: RefSeq, a predicted model, not a curated record